CACCUAGUCUAUCGCAGCAGAAAUCUCUACAACGGGGGGCGACCCUCUCUCAAAGCCUAUCACUCCUGCUCAGGCAUUUUUCGAAUACAACGGAAAGACAGCUAUUUCAAAGGGAGAGAACUGUAGCUGAUCCAGCUUUAUCAUCGUUCGCAAUGGCGGGCAUUGUACGUUUCCGGCGAUACCGACCCCUGUUGUUACUUGCGGUUAUCACAGUUGUCGUUUUUGUCCAUUUUACUUCCUUCAAAGAUACCAGUGCUGCCUUCCCAGUUGAUCGACUGAAGUCCCAUACAGGAUCGAGCUCUGAAACAAAGCUUGACCAGAGGCCAGUGGGGGAGAAAAGGCCAAAACCGCCCCCAAUUGUGCCGAUUCCUCCCAUUGAUAAGCCUUCACCCAAGCCUCAUACAAAGCAACCUGCAACCAAGUCAGGGGCUCUGGGGCCGAGCAAAUCUCCGGCGACUGCAUCGGUAUCGCCUAAAUCCACACUUAAGGAAGUGGCAAUUCCGACUGUUCCAUCUGUUAAACAUCAUGAUCACAGCACCGAAACUUCCGGGGCUGUUCCUGCUGCUGGAGGUGAUCGAUGGGUCAAGUUACCGGAACACUUCCCCGUACCUUCGGAAUCAAUUAUCCCAUUGCCGACUCCUCAGCCAGAGAAGAUUCCUCAAAUACAGGCCUCCUUUGGUACUGAAAGUGAAACCAAGCGUAAGGUUCGCCUCGAGCGCCUGGAGGCUGUUAGGGAUGCCUUCAAGCGUUCAUGGAGCGGAUACAAGAAGUAUGCAUGGGGCCACGACGAACUUAUGCCCGUGAGUAAAUAUUUCAAGGACCCUUUUGGUGGCUGGGGAGCAACCUUGGUAGAUUCUCUGGACACUUUAUGGAUCAUGGGUAUGGAAAACGAGUUCAUGGAGGCAGUUGACGAAGUGGCCAAAAUUGACUUCACCACUACACCCAUGGCCUCAAUUCCUGUUUUUGAAACCGUUAUUAGGUAUCUCGGAGGGUUGAUUGCGGCGUACGAUGUUUCUGGAGCAAAGCAUGAAAUCCUGCUCACUAAGGCGAUCGAGCUGGGUGAUAUGAUAUACGGCGCUUUUGACACUCCGAAUCGAAUGCCGGUACUACAUUGGGGGUUCAGACCAAGGCAAACAGCUUUAGAAGUUCGCGCAGACAUAAGGUCUAUCUCAGCCGAGCUUGGUUCCUUGACUGUCGAGUUUACACGCCUGGCCCAGAUAACCGGAAAUAACACUUAUUAUGAUGCGGUCCAGCGGAUCACAGAUGCGCUGGAGGAAUCCCAAAAUGAAUCCAAUCUUCCAGGAAUGUGGCCGAUGAUAAUUGACGCUUCUGGCUGUAAGGUUAGAGAGGAAAAGUUUACGUUGGGAGGUAUGGCUGACUCAUUGUAUGAAUACUUGAUUAAGGAGUACAUCCUAUUAGGUGGACAAGAUCAAUAUAAGAAGAUGUAUGAGGCCGUAGUUGAGGUUGCAAAAGAGCAUCUCUUUUAUCGGCCUUAUGCAGCUGGGGAUCCUGACAUCCUUCUCACCGGAAAUGUUUAUGUCACCUCGGGUAUAAAGCCCCGUUUUGAUGGAGACACGGGCCAUUUGAGCUGUUUUGUUGGUGGAAUGUUGGCGCUGGGAGCUAGGGCACUCGGCCGCGAUGACGAUCUCAAGUUUGCUGCUAAGAUCACGGAUGGCUGUGUUUGGGCCUAUGAUGCCUUCCCUACUGGGAUUAUGCCAGAGUGGUUUCGAGUUGCUCGAUGCAAUAAGACUACUGAGUGCCAAUUCGACACGGGGCUGUACCACGAUAUGCUAGUCCCAGCUUAUCUACGGCCUACAGAGUUGCCGAUAGUGGAACCCCACCAACACCCUAAGAGGGCCCCGAUCGAGGUACUAAGGACAGUGACUGAAAUUGCGCAUAAUAUAAUCAAAGAAGAAGGAUUACCAUCUGGAUUCACUAUGAUUGGUGAUAGGAGAUAUAUCUUGCGACCGGAAGCCAUUGAAUCUGUGUUCAUAAUGUAUCGUGUGUCAGCCGACUCGAAGUGGCAGGAUAAAGGAUGGAAGAUGUUCCAAAGCAUUGUCAAAGCCACGCAGACAGAGGUUGCGUAUUCCGCAAUCGCAGGCGAACGUGACAAGGGCUCGUGGGGAUCCUCAAUUUUUGCAAUUGGAUUCUCAAGAAUCAUUCUUUAACGCUGAGACACUCAAAUAUUUCUACCUCUUGUUCAGUGACCCAAGCGUUAUCUCUUUGGAUGAAUACGUCUUGAAUACCGAGGCCCAUCCGCUUGCCCGGCCGAAAAAACAGUCGGCUUAGUAGUUGGCCAUUAGACCUUGCCGUAGGUUAGUUGCCUGCUGUCAUUGUGGGAAAACGAGGGGCAAAAGGAAUAAUCUCAAGUUUUGAUUGAGGGUUUUUGUAUGAUACACCACUUUUUGAUAUUUAUGUCCUGCUUUGUGGGGUUUUUGUCCUUUUUUGUGUGUGGGUUUCGUUCGAGCCGUGAAAAAGGGGAAAACAAAAGGAACCUCCUAUUCUGGUGACGGUGGUGACCGGGUGCUGGUUUGAUACCGC
This is a messenger RNA of Tuber melanosporum (Perigord truffle), 2541 nucleotides long. RefSeq lists its product as uncharacterized. The coding region runs from base 153 to 2168 and encodes 671 amino acids. Gene Ontology annotation, cellular component: Golgi membrane; endoplasmic reticulum. NCBI's taxonomy places the organism in Eukaryota, Fungi, Ascomycota, Pezizomycetes, Pezizales, Tuberaceae. Gene Ontology annotation, molecular function: mannosyl-oligosaccharide 1,2-alpha-mannosidase activity; calcium ion binding. Gene Ontology annotation, biological process: carbohydrate metabolic process; N-glycan processing. The transcript is spliced from 11 exons. The record is from RefSeq and is a predicted model, not a curated record.